AUAUACCACGUGCUUUCUCAUGGCUUAUUCUCGGGUUGUUGUAUUUGGGGAUGUUCUCUACAAAUUAAAGUAUCAGUGCAAUAACACGAAUGAUGAGUACUUAUCCCUUCAGAACAUACAUGAUGAGAUAGUUGACGUGACUCGUGGGAUACUGUAUGUGCUACAAAGUUCAUCUCGGCUUGAGCCAUUAUGUGGUGAUCACAUAACUAUAUUUCCAAGUUUUCAGAGCUGGCCUGAAGGGAUGGAUUUGGAAGCAUUUGAAAAUGAUAAAAAACUUAAUAUUCAUCCAAUGGCUGUUGUACUUGCUGUAUAUGUACAUGUACAAAGCAGCAGUAGUCCUGCUUCUAGAUAUCAUGGUAUCACUCGUAAGAGACAGCGUAGAGUAGAGGAAGUUGGUGAUAGUUCAGACAGUGAGUUCUCUGACAAUUCGAUACAUCUUGAGAAGAAAGUACUGCCCAGACCCAGUAAAAGGCUAAAGAAUGAAUCAGGAAGAGCUGGUGUUCAUUGUCUAGUACCAAGGAUUCACAAAACUUCUGCUCGUAAAGUGAAAGGCAGUGUCAGCUGGUUGGCAAGACUAGCAAGCUUUUUCUUUGGUGAGACAACAUAAUGAAUGAAUAAAAAAA
Messenger RNA from Amphimedon queenslandica, 623 nucleotides. RefSeq lists its product as uncharacterized. The coding region runs from base 20 to 607 and encodes 195 amino acids. The record is from RefSeq and is a predicted model, not a curated record. The transcript is spliced from 7 exons. NCBI's taxonomy places the organism in Eukaryota, Metazoa, Porifera, Demospongiae, Haplosclerida, Niphatidae.